Molecule: messenger RNA, 2740 nt
Organism: Epinephelus fuscoguttatus (brown-marbled grouper)
Lineage: Eukaryota; Metazoa; Chordata; Actinopteri; Perciformes; Serranidae
Gene: nags
Product: N-acetylglutamate synthase
Exons: 8
Coding region: 155-1699 (514 amino acids)
Biological process (GO): L-arginine biosynthetic process
Cellular component (GO): mitochondrial matrix
Molecular function (GO): L-glutamate N-acetyltransferase activity, acting on acetyl-CoA as donor; arginine binding
Source: RefSeq, a predicted model, not a curated record
GACACAGCAGCAGCAGCAGCAGCAGCAGCGGGCUGAAUGAGCCUCCCCUCCCGCCCGCUCAGAGCUGUCAGCAGCCGCUCUGAGGAGACUUCAUGCGGGUCUCCCAACCUCCAGCCGCCACCCCGAGGGACCGAGACCUCUGUCAGCAGGCAGCAUGGCCAAAAUGAACAGCGGAGCGUCCGGCUGUCGGGCCAUGGUGAAGGCAGGAAGGUUUCUGGCGGGCUCGUGUCCCGCGGCUCCGACCCGGAGCUCCGGCCAGCGUCAGCGGAAGAUGUUCGGUCCUCAGCGGCGAACGAUGAGCGGUGACGCGUCCGGAGCGGGAGGAAAGACCGCGGCUUUGGCCCAGCAGGAGCAGCUUGUCCCCGCCGCAGACAGAAAUGUGCUGGGUAACCUGAAUCUGAUUUACCGGGACGUGAAGGCCUUUCUGAAUGAAGUCGGUGGGAACCCCCGGGAGGCUCGGUACUGGCUGACCCAGUUCCAGAGAGCUGCCUCGGCUCAGUCUCCGGCCUUCGCCGUGCUGGAGGUGGACAGCUCAGUCUUCUCCAGCAGAGAGAUGGUUCAGAGCCUGGCCUUCGGGCUCUCCUUCCUGCAGCGGAUGGAUAUGAAGCCUGUGGUGGUGAUGGGCCGGUCUGAGUACGAGGAGACGGGGCCCACGGAGCCGGUGGCCGGGUCUCAGUGCACCCAAGGGCUGGUGGAGCGGAGCCAGCAGCUGACCGAAGCUCUGCAGAGACAUUCAGCCACUGUCCUGCCGCUGUUCUCUGCUGAGUCCUUCCUCCUGCUGCAUGAAGCGCCACGUGGGAGCAGCGCUCCACCCUCCGUCACUGUGGACACCAGCCUCCUCCAGUGGAGUCUGAACUGCGGGACGAUCCCAUUGGUUUGUCCGGUGGGGAGGGACGGGCGAGGCUGCUCGGUAAUGCUGGACCCAACGGAGGUGACGGCUGCAAUUUCCCGAGCUCUGCAGCCCCUCAAAGUCAUGUUCCUGAACAACUCAGGAGGUCUCCGCAGCCAAGAAAACAAGGUGCUGGACAUCGUAUCGUUGCCUAGCGACCUGCCCAGUCUGUCCAUGGCGGCGUGGCUGAGCGCUGUGGAGCGGCGCAGAGUGAACGCCAUAGCCCGACUGCUCAAUCAGCUGCUGACUGAGUCCUCUGCAGUGAUCACGUCCGCCGACACGCUGCUGACAGAGCUGUUCAGCCACAGAGGGUCAGGGACGCUCUUUAAAAAUGGAGACCCCAUACACCGGUACAGCUCCCUGGAUGAGAUCGAUGUUGAGCGCCUGCUCGCUCUCAUCAACAAGUCGUUUAAUAAAACUCUGAGGCGAGACUACAUCGACUCGCUGAAAGGACGACUGCACUCCAUCUACCUCUCCGAAGGCUACAGCGCGGCAGCCAUCGUCACCAUGGAGCCGGUGAACAGCGGCACUCCCUACCUCGACAAGUUUGUGGUGAGCAGCAGUAAGCAGGGUCAGGGCACCAGCCACAUCCUGUGGGAGUGUAUCAGACAGGACCUGGGCAAACUGUUCUGGAGGUCUCGAGCCACCAACAGGAUCAACCCCUGGUACUUUAAACAUUGCGAUGGCAGCUUUGUUAACGGGGUGUGGACCGUCUUCUGGUUUGGUCUGACGGACAUCAGAGAUUCCUACGAGCUGGUGGAGUACGCCAAGAACCUCCCCGACUCUUUCCACAUCUCCUCAGGGUCCUGAGCCGUCGCCACCUCCUCCUCUUCCUCCUCCUCCUCCUCCUCCUCACAGCUGAUGGUCGUGUAGCUCUUUAACUCUGCUGUGGACAUUGAUUUCUUAGUUUUGAUGUGACUGGACUUUUUUGUUCUUGGGUUUUUCUCAACCUUGAAACUUGAAAACCAAAGUGACAGUGAGGAUUUCACACGUGCCGUGUUUAGACAAACUAUUCAUGAGCCUCUGUUUCUGAAGUUGGGGUUAGCUCGAGGUGUUGCAGUGAUGAGAGGGUUUCAGAGGCAUUUCCACGUUACUAACAAACACUAACACACACAGGUUGUUAAACUGGAAAAGGCAACAUUUUUCAUACAGACAGAACUGGUGCUGUCCAGACUGGAGAAACCUUGCCCCAUUCAAACAGGACUGGUAUUAACAGGGGACCUCAUGUGGUUUAGAAAUGACCCCUCCAUGUCUGUGUGUCUCAUGUGCUGCAUUAGCACAGGAUAAGCUAAGUCAUGAGAUGAACCUCCUUAAUUUGCACCCAAAAUGCUGUCAGAACUUUAAUUUAUAAUCACCUCUGUAAGUUUUGACCAGGAAAGAGGUGGAAACAAGAAACAGAGAAAAUGAAUCCUGGCCAAAAAAAAAAAAAGACCCCAUAUCACCGAGAUGCUGAUGAGCACGUGUUACCUUCAGUGAGUAGCCUCGAAGACAAGGGUGGUAACAGUGAGUUUAAACCAGGGGGGGAAAGAAUCAAGGGAAACAGAACUAUAAAAAAUGAGAGCCCUCUGUCUGUACCCUGCGUUUAUUUCAUCUGUAUUUGUGCACGUUGUCUGAAAGCUUAGUGAUACAGAUGAAACGGAGCAGUACCACCAGAGAUCGUGGAGGCAGUGCAGUGGCGGUUCCAGCACAUUUGGUGCCUUAUAGGAGCUGGAUUAGUUCAAGUUUCUCACCAAACGCUACAUUUUACAAGACUGCAUUGAACACAUCAUGCCACAAAUAAGUUGAUAAAAUGUGCAAAAAAUGUUCAUUAAAUAUCAGGAAAAUAUUAAUAAACUGUCUAAGAAAAUGUUA